AUGGCCGACAAUUCCACGUUCAAGGACUGGGCCCUCUCUCAGGGCUUCGUCCAGAAAGCGGAUCUCGACGAUUUCAGAGGCACUACCAUCGGCAUAGACGCCGAGGACUAUCUAUACACAUUACUGGCCGAGCAGCCGACACGAGAGCCUUUACUACCUGCAAUCGGAGGCGCACCCUUCGCUCUACAGCAACAUGUUGACCGGGAUUUGGAUGAGAUGGCGAGCGCCGGCAUCAAGGCAAUCUUCGUCUUCAACGGUCUAGAGCUUGGCUGCAAAGAUCGCAAAAGCAUCAGCCGAGAGUGCCAGAAAGCGUCUCGCGUUCUCGACGAAGCCUGGAAGAUAUACGAUGAAGGUCAUGGAGAUCCUGCGGUCGCGUUGUUUGGUAAGACAUGCGCAUAUCGUACCGCUCACAUCACCCGCUACCUGCACUUUUACUUGCACAAGAAAGGUCAGCAAGUCAUGGUGGCUCCGUACAAUGCCGCUGCGCAGAUGGUCGUUCUGGAACAAAAUCAGCAUGUGAAUGCUCUUCACGGGUCUGCCUCUACACUAGUGUUUGGGGUCGAAAGAGUCAUCACGAAACUGGAUUGGACCGACAGGAAAGUCCUAUUCGUGGACCGGGAGCAAAUCCUGGGCAAGCUUGGGCUGAGCCAGCCACAAUUAGUGGACCUUCUACUGCUAUCUGGAGCGAGCAUCAUAGCUGAAAUGCCAGAACUUGAUGCCGAAAACGCGAUUCCCAAGAUACAAAGCGCAAAGAACAUCCUGUCCCGCUUCGGGUUUGAUGGCCAUGCGGCCUGUGCAAACGCGAAAGAUGAGGACUAUCUGGAUACGUUUCGACGAGGCAAAGUCGCAGUCAGAAACAUGGUCGUUGCCCAGCCAAAUGGCGAGAUCAUACAGCUGGAUCAUGAGAAUGCUCCCAGCAACGACCAUGACUGUAUUGGACAGCGCCUUCCGGAAGAAUUGCUGGCCUACCAUCAAUUUGGCUUGAUCGGCAGUCGCAUUUUGAACUGGCGAACCCGGCAGGAGAUUUUUGAGACUCCUCCGCUGGACGGCGGCGACUCUGCUAUCUACAAGGAGCUUUUACGAGAGAAGCUGCAACCGCGGCGGGCAAAAGCACUGGCGAUUUUGACCAGCUCGUUGCACAGAUACUACCAAAAGCACGACGUCGAUCUAAUAUGCUGGUUCAACGAGGCCGAGAAACGACCCUUGGGCAUACCCGACAGCAACAUCAGUACCAGGGACAUUGACAACUGGCAUGUCAAGGAAGCACAGAUUCUGGCAUCGCCACACGCGAAGCAAAUCGAUGCCACGGCAACACCUCUCCAAUAUGCUAUUGCGCUCAUCUCCGACGACACUUUCGCAAAGAGUACGGUGACGCCUCGGCCGAGUGGAGACGACAAGAAGCUGACCACGCCACUCGAGCUUCUCUGCAACACCAUGUGGAGAUUCUUACAAGAGCGUGGUUACAUCAACUCAAAUCACACCCUAGCUGCUAGGGGUAGGAUGUUGCAAGCAGCCUUCGAACACGCCAGCACAAGCGGCCGUCUCGGGCAAGGCAAUCCUGCCAAUGAAAUGGAGGAAGCCAUCUUUAUUGCUUUCGAGCUACUGACGAUGGAACUACUGAACCCCAAAUUACUCUUUCCCCGACCUCCAUACACUGGAGAGCCUCAUCGAGGAUCAGAGAAGGACAAAGCCAACGUCAGACUCAUCUCACGCGUCGCAUGUCUGGGGAGCUUCCAACACCAGGCCAUCGGCUAUACUGGGCCGCUCUCCAGGCAUCUACUGGCAUACCAUCAAGUGGCUUCGGCAGUACGCGGGAGCUUGCGUGACCUCGCAGAGGUGCACGGCGCACACAUGUUCCUCAGUGGCAGCGCUGUGCGGAAGCGCCACCGGGACGAUUUCACUGAUCUCGGAUCACGCCUUCCUUUCAGCAAAGAGCCUGAUGUUGGACUGGCGAUCGUUCUGAAGAGCUAUCUCGACGAAAUGUCAAACGAUCCGAGUCGAAGACAGGACAUCAAGAAGUGGUUCGGCUUUGCUCUCGAUAUCGACGGCGAUUUACAAAAGGCAUUCGAUCUUUGGGCUGCUGUGAACGCUGGCAUUCAAGCAGCAGAUACGGCGGUGGUGAGCCCGGAGACGCGCGAUCUUUUCGCGAACGCGGAUCAGUGGUUGAAGGACAAGAUCAAGAAUAGCGGGCAUGUCAACGGCACAGCUUAA
Messenger RNA from Fulvia fulva, 2211 nucleotides. RefSeq names its product Post-transcriptional regulator MKT1. Gene Ontology annotation, cellular component: nucleus. Gene Ontology annotation, biological process: DNA double-strand break processing; DNA recombination; mismatch repair. The coding region runs from base 1 to 2211 and encodes 736 amino acids. NCBI's taxonomy places the organism in Eukaryota, Fungi, Ascomycota, Dothideomycetes, Mycosphaerellales, Mycosphaerellaceae. Gene Ontology annotation, molecular function: 5'-3' DNA exonuclease activity; 5'-flap endonuclease activity. The transcript has 4 exons. The record is from RefSeq and is a predicted model, not a curated record.